GAUAUAGAUUCCCUACUAAUAGCCCCCCGAUCUACCAUGCAUCUAUCUAGGUAACCAUAUAUGACCAUAUAACUUACACAUAACGCUUAUAGCUGGGCAAACCAAUUAAUUCGUCAUUCCAUCCCAAGCCCGACUUAAUCCCAUCCAUUCGAACAUACUAACUACAUCGUAACAUCCAAGGCCGGUCAAUUGUCACCUAUCUACUACUAGGUAGGGUUAGAUAGCGAGGUUCCAGUUGCAACCUGCGAUGGCGUCAAAUGAUGCCAUUCACGCUAAGCACUUCAUCGUGCAUCCCUAGACCGACGAACCCCUGAGGCUCCCUUCCCUAUCGGAAAACCACCCAUUGGCUCACUUGGUAAAAUGCAGGUAGAAUAGUAUGUAGGGGACCCCAGAGAGGUUUAUCUAUCCCAGUCUCGCUUCCGCCCUCUUGGGAGGUGGGGUGGUGCUUUGUUUUCUUUUUUUCGGCUCGAUGCGAUGGAUGGCAUGUUUUUUUUUUUCCAUCCAUUACACCGUACAUGAUUAUCUUUAAUUGGGCCAGCGAUCCUCUCUCCAAACCCCGAAGUAACGUCCUCGGCAUUUGUGCACUGCUUACCGACGGCUCGCGAAACGAUUAAAACACAGCUGCCUAGAGUCUAGAGCUUCGUGAGAGAAAGUGUCAGGCGUCUAAAAGGAAGCUCGUCAUCUUGGUAAUUCUUGAGUGCGCCGAGGUGAAUUGGAUCAGAUUGUUUGUUGUUUGCGGAAUCCACAAUGGCACCCGUGAAGCGCGUUGCUGUUAUCGGCGCUGGCCCCGCUGGCGCCAUCACGAUAGAUGCUCUGGCGCAAGAGAAGGCAUUUGACGUCACACGGGUGUUUGAGCGCCGAGAAGGCCCAGGAGGAACUUGGAUCGGCGACAAAACUCCACCUCCGCACCUCUCCGAGUUCACCUCCCUCGCAGCGCGGUCGGCUGACCAGCCGGUACCAAUCCCGCGCACCCUCCCUGCCUACGCUCCCAAGCCAUCACAGCCGCGGUAUACGGACUCGUCAGUAUACCCGUACCUCGAGACCAACGUCGACGCGCUGCCCAUGCAAUUUUCCCAAGAGCCCAUCCCGGUCGAGCGCAGCGAGGCGUCCAUCGCCGUCCACGGUCCGGAGACGCCGUUCCGGCACUGGCACGUACUGCGACGGUACGUCGAGGGCCUUGUCAACCGUCAAGGCUACCAGGACCUCGUGUCGUAUAACACUACGGUGGAGCUGGUGGAGAAGGUUGGCAAGGAGUGGAAGGUGGUGCUGCGGAGAGAGGGCGAGAAGACAGACUACUGGUGGGUGGAGUGGUUCGACGCUGUUGUGGUGGCGAGUGGGCAUUACUACGUACCGUAUAUACCGCAGAUAGAGGGAUUGGAAGAGUUCGAGAGGAGGAGGCCGGGAAGCGUGAUCCAUAGUAAGCAGUACAGGGGCAGAGAAACGUUUAAGGGCAAGCGCGUAGUAACCGUCGGAGCCUCAGUCUCAGCCGCCGACAUCGCCUUCGACCUCGCGCAAAACACUCAAACCCCCGUGGACGCCGUCAUGCUCGGGCACACCGCGAACGGCUACUUCGGCGUCGAGGCCUUCAACCACCCGCUCAUCACCCAGCGCCCAUCCAUAUCGCGAGUCGACGCCGCAACGGGAACCGUGCACUUCGUCGACGGCAGCUCGGUGGCCAGCGUCGACGGCAUCAUCUUCGGCACGGGGUACACGUGGACGCUGCCGUUCCUGCCCAGCGUCAAGGUCCGCAACAACCGCGUGCCGGGCUUGUACCAGCACGUCGCGUGGGUCGAGGACCCGAGUUUGCUAUUUGUGGGCGCGGUGGGCGCCGGGCUGACGUUCAAGAUCUUCGAGUGGCAGGCCGUGUUGGCCGCGCGGCUUCUCGCGGGCAGGGCGACGCUACCGCCGGUGGCGGAGCAGAGGAAGUGGGAGGAGGAAAGGAUUACGGAGCGAGGGGACGGGCCGAAGUUCACGCUUAUCUUCCCCGAGUUCGAGGAGUACUUCGAAACAGUGCGCAAGCUUGCGGGGGUGGGUGAGAAGGGUAAGGGCAGGCAGUUGCCACCGUUUGAUAAAAAGUGGUAUGAGACGUUCAUGAGCGGCCAUGAAAGGAGGAAGAAUAUGUGGAGGAGACUGAAUGCUGCGGCCCGGGAACAGCUGCAACUUCAGGCGAAGUUAUGAGUACUAGGUACCUACUUCUGGAAUUAAGAGCGAGACAAUAUUUUCUGAACAUUGCAGAUAGGGACC
Molecule: messenger RNA, 2244 nt
Organism: Hypoxylon fragiforme
Lineage: Eukaryota; Fungi; Ascomycota; Sordariomycetes; Xylariales; Hypoxylaceae
Product: FAD/NAD(P)-binding domain-containing protein
Exons: 3
Coding region: 748-2178 (476 amino acids)
Molecular function (GO): NADP binding; flavin adenine dinucleotide binding; N,N-dimethylaniline monooxygenase activity
Source: RefSeq, a predicted model, not a curated record